CUCAGUGCGCAAAAGAUAAGCCGUAUUUGUGAAGAACCUGCUGGGCUUGAUCACCAUACCAGGUACAAAAGAGGUCAUGGCCCACUGACUCUGCAUAUCACAUCCAGCGCAUCAUAACUGUACUUUCAGUCCUUUGCUUGACUUGCUAUCAUCAUGUACUCUCGUUCUAUAUUCCUCGCGGUGGCUGCUGCCUCCAUCACGCUCGUCAACGCUGAUGACCCCUUUGGGAGUUCCGGUGGGAUCUGUUACGCCUAUGGUGUUGACUUCAUCGAUGAAGGAAGCUACUUCAUCGACUCAGAGUCUACCGAGGACUUCUCUGCUGUAACAUACUUCAAAGGUUGCAACGCGGAUGGCAUGGCAGACGUUGUGCUUGUCGCGCCUGACGUGGAGGAAACAAGUGGGGAAGAAUACUUGUGUGACAGAAUUCCAACGACACCUGACGACGUGAAUCAAGUGGCAGACUGUCCCAUCAAGAAGAACCAAAUGAGCUCAGGACACUGGCUACUUCUGGUUCUGGGAGACAAUGAAGCCAACGAGGACGGCUCGAAUGGCCAACCUUUCGCAUGGCAAAGAGAUCUCUACCUGACUGUCGGCACGAAAGUCACCAGCACGUACACUGCAACAACUACAGACACCAAGACCGAGACACCUACUAUCACUCAAACUGUCACUACCACCUCGACUGAUGUCGUCACUGCCGGACCAUUCUCGACUGUCACCAUGCCUAGCGGCACUGCUAAGAAAGUCAAGACAAUCAAGCCAAAGGCAGUCACUACAACAUCUACAAAGACCAUGACUCGCACCAAGCACUCUUGGACCAAGCACUUUGGCGUCACCACCAAGACUGUCGAAGCCACGUGCACUACCCCGGCCCACGUGGACAAGCCCGACAAGCCUUGCCAGUACUCGCCCACCAAAGUUCACGCGGCGGCCAUUGAGACACCUACUACAAUCCCCAAGUUCCACCGCUGGGUUCGCAAGGGCGACCGCGAAGUCGACUACGAAUGGGCACGUGCCCGCGUCGAGGCCGCAAAGCAGAGACGUGCGGAGAAGGCUGGACAGAUUGAACGCCGCGCUCCUGAUGCUCCCACGACGACUGUCACCUACGAGACGCCGGUCGCGGUACUUGCUACUGUGACUGCACCAGCUAUUACCACAACUGAGAGUGUUCUUCUCACAGAGUCCGCCACAGAGACGCUUCCUCCUCCCACUGUUCUUUCCGGGCUCCUCACCUCGACCACCACGCUACCGACUCCCACUAAGACCAAGUUCAAGCUCGCCUUUACUACUACGACCGAGGUCAUUACUUUCGGUCACGUAUGGACUACGACAACGACGGUACUUCCUACCUCGUCAGUAAGUGCUUGCAAGAAGCACGGUGGACAUUUCUGGUGGAUCUAGUGGACUAUGUUGGUGCUAGAUUCGGGCCGUUCACUAUUUGAUUUCUACUCUGCUGUUCUUCGAGCGCGCAUUACAUUUAAUUACUGUGCACGGCACAAGAUAGACGAAUUCACGACUGCUCUUCACGAUCAAUAUUUCGAACCUUCUUGCGAUUGCCAUGUUUGUGUGAACAUCGUCACAGCACUGAUGCCUCCGCUUAGUCACAAGCGCCUUGCAUCGUCAUCUCACCCGCGUCUCUUGAGCUGUUAACACGUCACAC
Messenger RNA from Alternaria rosae, 1660 nucleotides. RefSeq lists its product as uncharacterized. Lineage: Eukaryota; Fungi; Ascomycota; Dothideomycetes; Pleosporales; Pleosporaceae. The record is from RefSeq and is a predicted model, not a curated record. The transcript has 2 exons. Bases 154 to 1401 code for a protein of 415 amino acids.